Molecule: messenger RNA, 8662 nt
Organism: Drosophila gunungcola (fruit fly)
Lineage: Eukaryota; Metazoa; Arthropoda; Insecta; Diptera; Drosophilidae
Product: microtubule-associated protein futsch
Exons: 11
Coding region: 285-8492 (2735 amino acids)
Biological process (GO): transcription by RNA polymerase III
Cellular component (GO): transcription factor TFIIIC complex
Molecular function (GO): protein binding
Source: RefSeq, a predicted model, not a curated record
CACACUAGUGUUCGAGUUGCACAUGCUUGGUCUUUUUGAUAAUUUAAAAGUGAAAAAAGGCUGGACAAUGGUCGAAAAUAAAGUAAAACAGUGUUUGUGACGCGUAUAUAGCCAGGAAGCGAGCUAUAGUCAAUUUUCUAGACCUUACUGUUGUCGGAUGACUAAAAAAUCAAACCAACGAUAGGCGUGCGACCAAAACGAGUGUGAAAGAAUUUCGGAUUUCUGUCGUCAUUUAUAUUGAAAAACUGUUGCGAUUUUGAGGGAAGCUUCUUUAAACAGUGGUAAUGGAUGAUCCCGGGAGGCAGGUCAUUAUGGGUCCACCGGCGGCAGUGGCCACCGCUUCCAAUCAACCCGGUCCUGGCAAUCCCAGCAGUGCCCCUCCCCCGCAAGUGACCAAAGGCGCACCUCCGCCCAAGCGGAUAAUUAAGAAGGUUCAGCUGGAUUUCAACAAGCUUAAGGAAGCGGGACUGGAUAGGCAACUGGCCGAGGUCCUGAGAAAUCAAAAACUUGGAGACCGGAAGGUGGAGACCCCUUCAUCCAGCAUUCCUUCGCCCUCUGCCGCUGCGCAGUCGACGUCGAACGCAGCAGAGUGCAAAUUGCAUCAGCCACAACAACAAUUUCGUCAGCCCGGUAAAUCAACACCGCAGCCCUUGGUGAAGCGAUUUAUGAUUUCGGAAUUUAUAGAAAAGACGGUGCCCAUACAGACGACACCAAACCCGACAGUGUACAACACGUCAAAUGCCAAUCGUUCAAUGCACGUCAAGACCUUGCUUAAAAACAGGAUACUUAACAAGAACACGACCAUCAACUCGCAGCCUCAGCAGAUGGCAACAACAUCCCAGGCGGCGUCGCUAUCCUCUGCCCAGGGUUCAGCUUCUCGGGGCGCAGCUUCUCCUGCAGCCUUCUCCAUGCCCAUUGCCAAGGCGGACUUGACCAUCCGCCCAAAGCAGCAACCACUGCUGCUCAAUCUUGUGAAUCAACUGCCCAAACAUCGAGCCAUGUGCGGACCGAGUUACAAGUCGUUGAUGAAGCAGCAGCAUACUCCUGGGCAGCAAAUUUCACCCAAUCCACAAAGGAUAGCAGCACAGCAACCCAUACAGAUUUCCACACAACUCCAGCCACAACAUCCGUUUCAGCCAGCUCCAGAAGUUCCUGUUGAUCAAUCAGUUUCAGUGGUGUCCCCAAGACUCCACAAGAGCCCCUCUCCGCCACUUAUUGUUCUGGAGAACAAGGUGUUGGCACCCAACGAGAAGAUCGAUUUGAGUGGACUGCGUCUGCCAAAUGCUCCGGUGCCCACAACUCUGUCACAGGCUAAACCUUCAGAGACCCCCGUUCAAACCAAUCUCCAAUCCAAGAUUAUUAAGGGCAAGGUGAUUAUGAACGCCAACAAGUUCAAGGUGUCGCGGGAAAAGCUGGCCGAGAUGGCCAAAGAAAUUCGGCAACAGGCGAAUCAGGUGAAACUCCCUGCAACACCGGAACCAGCUUCCUCAACUACUGAAAGGCCAUUCACUAUCACCUCAAUUCUUCAACGAAAUAAGACGCCUCUUUUUACUCCAGCAACUCUUGAAGAAAAUAACGUUCCUUUAAGCAAUCCAAUUCUUAAAGCAAACAGUUUGCCAGCCUGUACAAAGUCAAGGCCUAUUUCAAAUCCUUUUCCUGUAGAUAAUUCCACGAACCUGGAAUCUGGUAAGACAAAGGAGUAUACUGGCGAGGAGGUGGCAGAACCAAGUCCUCUUGAACUUCCGUUGUAUAUUCCAUCAACUCUUGAGGUAAAACUGUUGCCUCAAACAGUACCCAAGGCAUCAAAUACUCUUCACUUGUCUGAACAUACUCCUGCUACUCCGGAACCAAAGGAAUAUUGUAAAAAGGCCACCACAAAACCAAGCCCUCCCAAACACUCGGGAUAUAUUUCUUCAACUUCAGAAAGGGAAGGAGGGCUGCAAGAACCGAACCCUCUUGAUUUCCCUGUUUAUAUUCCCUCACAUGCGCAGCUAACACAGUUGCCUGGAACUAUGACUACAGAAUCAUGUUCUGAUCUGCCUGUACAUAUUCCAGCAACUGAAGAAGUGAAUGCAGAAUCAAGCAGACCUGCAUAUAAUCCAUUACCUCCGGAAAAAAUAAGUUUGCUUGAAGGUGUAACAACAGCAUCCAAAGCUGCUGACUUGUGUAAACCAGAAGUGUACCAUGCGGAAGUGACCAAAGAACCAAGAUUCAUUGACUUGCCUGUCUGUAUUCCUUCAUCUUGCGAAACCACGGAAUUUUCUAGAAAAGAAGCUGCAAAUCCAACACAGAACGACUUAACUUCAAAACUAAAUGAAUUUUCCGAAAAGUCUAGCUCGGAAUCAAGCUGCUUGGCGUCUACAGAGAUCAAAUCACCAGUAAAGAAGGUUCAAACUGCAGUAGAUUUCAUAGCCCAACUAGCGGCUGAAAAUCCUCUAGACGAAAGCGCCUUCAUGGACCUCUCGCCGGAAGAACAAAGACUAAACGCCCUUUUCGGAGGCGGUGAAUAUAUGGGUAUGUCGCCAGUGAAUGAACCUGCGCAGCCCGAGGAGGAGUUGCCCAUUGGAAAGAUUGUCCAAAUGGACAACAUGAAUAUACUGCACGCCACUUUGGAUGUACACAGCGAUAGUACAAACGUACUGCGCAUUAGCCCCAAUGCGUUGAGGCUGCAAAGCAGCGGGUCUAUUUUGGAAAAGUCAUUGGUUGAUAUUGAAGGAGUGACAGAUUCAGUGGUGGAGGAGAAGAAAGAACAAGUCAACUUACCGGAGCCACCUGCUGAGGUCGCAACUAAGCCAAGUGUGGUGAAAUCUUUGGUGUUUGAUACUUUAGAAACUCCAAACCAAGAACCACAAGAAGAUGCUCGCAGUACAGUAAUAAACACAAAUAAUUUGAAAAACGAUCCUAAUCCUAAGCUAAAUGAAUCAGAAGUGCCUUUAGAGGAGAUCAAGCCAGUGUCUGAUGCGGAGCUUGUACAGGAGGUUAAUCCUCCCGUUAAAAGGUCAACUAUCAGAUCCAAGAAGGCUAAAAUUAAUUUAGUGCAACGCACUAAAAGACCAAGCAUCCCCAAGGCAAUUGAGGCAAAGAAAACCAAGAUAGAUUUUGAGGAGGGCGAGGAGGAGGCGAUGGCUACCGAUCACAGCUUGCUAGAUGACCGAUACGGAGUCGCAGGAGUCGAGGUGCCAGCAGAUGAGAAGCAGAAUGAAGAAGAUGCCAGUGAGUCCAGAGAAGAUGACACCAGUAAAGAAACUAGUCCCAGUCAAGAUGAUCCAGCAAAAAUGUCAGUCGAACAAGAGACAUUUGACAAAACUAAUACAAAUCUCCCGGAAGAACAUCAAGUUGCAACCAAAUCUUCAACAGAACGCGAUCUAACCCAGUUGUACCAUCCACCGAAAAUGCCCAAAAAUAAACCUAGUCAGAAGAACAGUGCUCAGGAGAUCUUGGACGAUUCACAACCCACAACAACGAGUAGUAAUGUCUCCCUCAUAGAAAUUCUUUCCCAGGAUGCACCACCGCCUCAGGGAGAAGCUCAGUUACCAUUUUGCAAGAAGUCUAUAGAGUUAAAUCCCUGUGUACCUAGCACAUGCGAUGUCACAGGAAUUCAGGAUUUAAUUGGGCACUUGACUGCCGAAAAGGUUACACCACAAAUUAAAAAGCUAUCGCCAACGCCGAAAUCAGAGGAACCACCUAAACCUAUGACCCGCAAGAAACUUGUAAAAACGAGACCGGUUCUCAGCAAGAGAUCCGCGAAAUCCGGUCAGAAGGCUUCACAAGAAAAGCCAAACCAUUUUGAAUUCCUCCAUCCAGUCAGUGCAAAUGUUGGAGGUCGCAUUCCCACAUCCAGCACUAGUGAUGAUGAUGGCUCCAUAUUUUUGGGCUUCGAUAACAAGGCGGAGAAUCGUUCUAAAACUCCAAUGAGAAGCAACCGAGUGAGACAAAUGAAGAUCAACGAAACGGACAUUAGCGAUGACGCAACUCCCGAUUACGACGAGACCGAAGAGGAGCAGCAGUCUACAAAAAAGCAGACACCAGAGAAGAACUCUGAGGUUAAUACCCAGUUUACUAUCAGUAAAAAAAAGGUUGUGGAAGCUUUUUUGGACGAUUCAGAUAGCAGUAGUGGAGGCCCAACCAGUCCAAUGGACUUUGGGGACAACGUAUCGGUUGAUGAAGACAGAGCGUGUGAAGUUUACCCGCAAAGGGAUCAACCUAAUUGGGAAAAUCUUGUAAAUGGAACUGAACAUGUUGUUAGUAAGGAGAAAGUAGCCACGGAAGAGAAAAAUGAUUGUCUUACAGAAACAGCAGAUGAAGCGGUUAAAUCUUCAGUAGUUUGUUUGACUAUUGAGGAUCCACCUAAAAUUCAAGUAGAAACACAUUUGGAUGCUGCUGAUGAGCACAACGAUCAAAAAUCUCACAAUUUUAUAGAGGAAAAACAGCUAAAAUCUGUGAUAAAUGAACAUUAUUCAACAAUAUCUGACAGUAAAUCAAGAAAAAGCAGGAGAAAGUCAAACAAAGCAAAUGAGCUUUCUGUCAGGGAUACUUCAAAUGAACCUUCCACAAGUAAGGAUAGUUUAACGAAUACAAGACCCAAACGGCAGACAAGAGGUCGUUCAAAAACACCUGGAUCUUUGGAUGUUUCAGAAAUAAAGGGAAUCAUAGAAAAGGGUACUAAUUUUGAGAAAGCGGCUGAAGAAGUCCACGAAGAGGUUAAAGAUGCUGAGUAUGACAAUUUACCAUUAAAGACAGCAGAAAACACAAUUUUAGGGGAAAAUGAGGAAGAAGAAAAAAUUACUGAGGAACCAGGAUCAUCUGCGAAAUUAAGAGGAAAACGAAAAUCUCGGAGUUUAACUAAAGUCAUUCCUGGAACACAACUGGACGUGGUUGAAAAUCCCAAACUAAAAUCGGAGAGUAUAGGUUCUAAGGAUCCGGAGGAAGAAAUUAAAGCAGCGGAAGCUUUACCCUUAACAACAACUGAAAAUAAAAAUUCAGUGGAAAAGCUGGAAGAGAAAAAGUCCGUUGAGGAGCCAGUGACUUCUUUAAAAUCAAAAAGAAACCGAAAGACGCGUUGUGCUUCACCAAAAAUUAAAGUCCCACCUGUUGUUCAAGAUGAAGUGGAAGUAACAUCAGAGAAUGCUGUUUAUAUGAAAGAUGAGGAAGCUAUCAAAGCUGUAUAUGAACCUUUUGUAAAUACAGAAAAUGAGGAAAUUAAAGUUCCUGGAGAAGAAGGAAAGAGGCAGUCCCGAUGUAGUAGGAACAAAUCCGUUUCAAUAACUCCCGCGGCUUCUGAACCAGAAAAAGUAAUCAAUCCUGUGAUACCCACUCUUAAUGAAGAUUCGAAGGAAGAUAAUGCUUCAGAGAAUGCAACCGAAGCUACCAAAUCCAAAGGAAAACGCAUAUCUAGGAGUAAAACGCCAAAAAUAUUGGUUUCACAAGAGAAAGGUGAAGAGGUUAAUUCAUCCGAUGGGCCGAACCAAACAACUAGUACUGUAAAAACUAUGAAUACACGACAAUCUCGAAGUAAUACAGCUAAAGUUAUAGUUCCAGCAGUUACUCUAAUUGAACAGACUCCAAACCCUGAAAUAAAUUCAGAAGAAUCAGAGAUUAACCCUGAAACUGUUAAAGAAGAAAAUCAACCGAACGAACCGACAAAACCUAAAAGAUCAAGAGGAAAACGACAAUCUCGAUGUACUUCCAAAUCGAGUUCAAAAGCUCCUUUAGAUACUAAGCCUGAAAUGCCAUCGAUAACCUCAGAAGAACCUCAGCCUGUAGAAGUUGAUUCUGUCGUGGCACGGGUCAAACGGAAGACUCCAUCCCGUUUAGGUUCAGUUCCACCGGAUAGCACCCCCAAAGAUAAAGAACCUGCACCUAUAACAAGCAGAAGAAGUAAUGCCAUUAGUGUACCAGCGGAUGUAUCUACUCCAAAGUCGCGUAAGCGUAGGCCCACAAAUUUCAGUGAGAUGAUUUCACCGAAACCUGAAGAGCCUAAAGUCCCAGCAAAAAGGGGAAGAAAGCGAGCAGCUCCUGUCGAAACGGAAGCCGAUUCGGCCAAAAAACUAAAGACUGAGGAGAGUUCGGAAACGGUUAGUAUAGUUGACUUCAAUCUUAGGCUGCUGCUCAUUCGAAAGCGGGAACAAUUGGACACCGAAGAGGAUGUUACUGAAAAUGGCAAGGGUGAAGGUCCGCUGCAAUGUGGCUUGUGUAUGAUGCGUUGCGAUAAGAAAAAUUGGCACAGCCAUCUGGGAGAGCACUAUGGAGUGGGUUGGACCGUUGGAAACACACCCAAGAAAAUCACGCGCGCCUCGGUGAUGAAAAUGAUGAAAAACCAUCUCCAAAAUAGCGCCGAAAAGCUAACAUGUCGCCUCUGCAAUCACCAAUUGGGCACUCCCCUGGGCAUGUUGCUUCACCUGGAGGGCUGUGGCAAUAAACAGCGAAUUGCUUGCGAUUUCUGCAACCGCUGCUACACCAAACUCUCGCUACCGGGACACAUAAGAACCUGUCCAAAGCGCCAGGUACAUCAGAACGAGGAUGAUCAGGAGCCUGCGGAUGGAGUUGUCGCUGAAACGGUGUACAGCAAUGCUGGCCGUGCCAAACGGAAGUCCACAAUCAAGGCUGAAACAAAAUUGAAGAAAAUAGGAGAGGAACUGACUUCACAAAAGGCGACAGAGGAGACUACCGCCAAACACGACUUCGAUGGCGAUUCAUCCGACUACGACAUGGCCAAAGACAAUGAGUCGUCCGAGGAAUAUGAUUCGGAAGGAGCCGAUUCCAACGAGGACGCCCUUAGCACCGAAGAUGAGGACAGCCUUGCUGAUAAUAAACGAAACGAACAAGGACAUGUUAACAGGAAAAGGAAAACAAAACGGGCGGUAAAUACGGGGGAGUGUCAGCAGAAACCUUUACUUUCACGUUAUCACCACUUGGAGGCAAGGGCAACCCACAAAUGGAAGGAAUUCGUACAACGAAAUUAUAAAGCUGGCUCCUUGUUUAGCCAGUUCCUGCCCAGCUAUUCGAAGGUUUCUGCAGAGGAGGCUAGUUUUUUGUUGCCCUCUAAGGAGACAACAUCCAUACGAUAUGCUUAUGGUAAGGUCAGCAAAGAAGACGACUGGAAACAGCUUGCACCCUUGGAGGGUUUUAACAAAAAAGGUGAAUAUGUGGGCUAUCUUGGCAGGCCUAUUAAGCAACUCGCCUGGGUCCCUCUGCCCCCGAAAAUUACGGAUCAGUAUUUACUAUGCAACCUGCGUCCAAAGAUGAAAACCUUUGCAAGACAUACACAACUGAAGGAUGAAGAAGCCCUCUUGAUGUUGCUGAAAUGUACGGUGUUAUCGGACAAUUCCGAUGACAAAUCGUGGGGUCUUCGUCCAGAGCUUCAUUACGGAAUUCGUGUGCCCAAUGGACCAGUUCAUAGUUUCUCUUUUUUGCCCAGCGGUGGCUAUGAUAAGUCAUCCAAUCGCUUGGGCCUUUUGGCUGUGGGUAGUUCUUUGAGUGAUGUCCACAUUUAUGCUCUGCCUUUGGAGCUGACGGAGGAAGAGAGUGCAGGCGACAAAGUUAUCAUUCAAUUGGAAUCAUUGAUUACGCUCAGCUUGGAUGUCAACAAUCCUGUUCGGGAUCAGUGCACUAAAGUUUGCUGGUCACAGGCAUCAGGACACACUUUUUUAGCGACUGGCUAUGGCAAUGGCAACAUUGCCUUUUGGGACAUUGGUGAUACGGAUAACAUUAACUGCUUCAAACGGAACAAUCAAACCUAUUUUGUGCCUCUGACUUACUUUUACAUAGGCGAACGAAAUGUGCAAUUUAUGGAUAUACAUUAUGAUAAAAAUGGACCACGUUGGCUUGCGGUUGGCACUUCCAUACGCCAAUUUAUGAUCUACGAUAUUGCGAAUUGGUCCCAACCCGUCGUACUAACUCAGGACACCAUCUGCACUCUAUAUAUGGCUAAUAUGACUUGGUCCCCUAUUUGUGAAACACUAGUCGUUAGCAGUUCACAUUUUAAUCGCACAAUAGCAGUUAGUCCAUCGGGAAUACAAUUCGAGCAUCGGACCCUCGAUGGAACCCUCACGACCACACGUGAAAUGCACACGAAUUGCCAGCAGAAUCACAUGGUGUUUGUGACGGACAACGGCGAUCUGGUGUUCCUGGAUGUGCGAGAUCUCAACUGUGGGCCUGCUCUGCUAAAGUCAGUGACCAACAGACGGGUCGUAUCCACAACUGAGUUGCAUCAUCUGGGCGCCAAUGCUCCCAAAGCUAAGGAUCCUAUUAACGCGGAUGAGUUUCUCCGCGACUAUGGAGUGCAAAUCAAUCCGCUGGUCCCCGCGCCCCAUAGAAAAAAAUCCUUUUAUCUGGACGCCAAGCGUCGACCGCAAAACGUACACACUUUGGCCCUAUCCAGAUUCAAUUGCGUUCGAUGCAAUUGGAACUCGCCCGCCCACACUUGGGUGGCCAUGGGCGCUGAACAUGGACUGCUGCGGAUCCUUAAUUUCGAUCGAGAUAAAUUCUUCUAAAGGAUAUCUCGGAGAUCUCUCUCUGGCAUCUGAAAAUCUUCUGAACAAGCAACAUCUGAGAUUAUAAAUUAUUGUUUUACCACAUAAGCUGAUUAGUUUUAGGACUCGUCAUAGGAGAGUUAUAAUUUAUAUAUAUCUGUUGUAAAAAAAAUAUAUAUAUUAUAUAUUUU